AUGGAUCAUUUGGAACAAGAUAAACAUGAACUUAAGGAAGAUGUUGCUAGGCUCACUACUCUCAUGGAGUCACUCAUUGUAGCUCAGAGUCAAGCGCCUCCAACUCCCGCAACUCCGCAACAAUGGAUUGUCAUCUCAGAGAUCAUCUCAACGCCAGUGUCUGUGGUUCCUAUCAACCAUCCUACACACUUCAUGCUUGCCGGAUUCUCGUGGGGGAUACCUACGAAUUAUGUGCCUGAAGGAUAUGCUCCUACUAUUGCUCCUAUACCGAAAUCUCGCCCGGUCAUGUCAACUCCUUCUCCUGUUCUGCAUGUUAUGCCACGUGUUGACGAAACUACCUAUCAUUCUGAACCAUCUGAGGGUCCAGAUAUGUACGAGAAAAUGGAUGAAAUGAAGGAUGAAUUUCAAGAGAUGAAAAAGGAAAUGAAGACCCUAAGGGGGAAAGAUUUGUUUGGGAAAAAUAGCUUGACCGGUUCCACUCUCCAUUGGUACAUGGGUAUAGAUAGUGGCAACGUUUGUACUUUCAAUGACUUAGGCAAGGUCUUCGCCAAGCAGUAUAAAUACAACGUAGAUAUGGUGCCCGAUCGUGACCAAUUAUGCUAUAUGCCUCAGAAGGAUAAUGAUACAUUUAAGGAGUAUGCGCAGAGGUGGAGAGAGCUUUCCGCUCAGACCAGUCCUCCACUGGAAGAAACGGAAAUGAAAAAGAUCUUCCUCAAAACUCUGAGUUCAUUCUAUUAUGAGCAUAUGAUUGCCAGCUCUAUCAAUGACUUCACCGAAAUGGUGAAUAUGGGGAUGCGUCUAGAAGAAGAUGCCCGUGAGGACGUUUGUCUAGAGAAAAAGUGUCUACUAGAAAGAAGUAUAUGGGUGGUUUCUCUAAGAAGAAGGAGGAAGAAACCAAUUCAAUAUCCGUUGGAAUACAAAGGAGACCUUAUAUGA
Lathyrus oleraceus (garden pea) is the source of this 936-nucleotide messenger RNA. RefSeq lists its product as uncharacterized. The coding region runs from base 1 to 936 and encodes 311 amino acids. The transcript is spliced from 2 exons. NCBI's taxonomy places the organism in Eukaryota, Viridiplantae, Streptophyta, Magnoliopsida, Fabales, Fabaceae. The record is from RefSeq and is a predicted model, not a curated record.